AUGAAUUUCACUUUUAUGAUAGAUAAUUGUUUAUCUUCUUGUUAAAUAACUUAUAAUGGACUCACUAUAUUAGAUUAUGCCAAGAGUGCAAUAGAAUAUUUUGUAAAAAAGAGAACAAAGAAUUCAGAAAAUAAGUAUGAUUAAUACCAUCUUUUUUCGUCAAAUUCUUCAAUCUCAACAUGGACAAAUGAUGUAUGCCAUUUUUUACAAAAACUUAAAACCAUUCAACCAUAGUUCGAAACUAACUUCAAUCUGGAUGAGUGUUUCCACAAUUUAAACAAAUUUAGAACUUUAAAUGGUUAUUUAUAUAUAUAAUUAAAUACAGGCACUGAUAAUCUUUAUGGAGGAAGAGAUGUCUUGAAAAUUGAAUCAGCCAUCAUAUUUGUUUUCACUAACAGAGAAUACGUUGGACCUGCUUUCCAUUAGUUGAUAAGGUGGGACUAUAGACUUCUUGCAUUUUUGUUACAACCUCCUGGAAUCGAGGAAACCAACCCCAUUUCUAUUUCAACUAACUGGCAUCACCUUGCUUCAACUGUAGGUUAAGGAGUGUGUUUCGAAAUUCAAGAUUAUAAUAUUUUAUUUUAAAUCUUAGAUGAUCCAAAAUUAACCCCACCUUAAAUAUCUCUUCAAUUAAAUCUUUUAGAUUAAUAAAAUAAAAAUGAUGAAAUUUAAUCAAUCUUUGAAAAAACAAAGAUUGAGUAAUAAUCAAGUCAGCCUUCUUAUUUGGUGAGAUCUCCUCAAAAACCAAAUUAAUCUUUUGCUUCUAUCCGUUUAAAAUGUUAACCAAAUAUGACAAUAUUCACAAAAGUAUAUUUACCUGAAUAAUUUCCAUUUUUGGAUUUUUAUAAUUAUCCAGCCUACCCUGACUAUUAUGUUGAUUUUAAUGUAUCCUUUAAAGCAAAAUUACCUCAAUAAUUGCCUUAUCAAGAAAUAUUCAUAGAAAAUGCUUUAUUGUUGAAAUUUAUACAGGGUAUAUCUACAACAAAAGGGAAAAUAUUAUAAUUUCCAAUAUUUUGUUAUGAAAAAAGGGAAGAACAAAAAGUAUAAUAUUUAGUUGGUUUGUUUUUAUUUUAACAGAAUUCAGUCACAAUGGAAUUACGAUUUUACUUCCCUAACUUCUUAAAUUACUAUGAACUCCUCAUGUAAUGUGGUAAUUCUACAGAUGAAACAAGAAGAUUUGCAGAUUAAAAAUUUUUGCAAUAUCUUUCUACGAUUCCAAAUUAUUAUGCUCCAUGCAUCAGAAAGAAUCAAAGUGAAUUAAACAUUUAAAUUCAAAGAUAAUUGAUAUUUUUGAUAGAUGAACAAAGUUAAUAAUUGUAUAUGUAGAAAGUGAAGACUCAUUAGGCCAAAAUUCAAAAGGUUAAAAAAUAAGUGGAUGAUGAAAAUUAUAAGAAUAGACAAUUACAUAUCUCAAGAAAGUGCUAAUGUUGUGCAGCAUUCAGCGAAAAUUAUUAAAUCAGAUUUCAAGAUUAGAUGAAUUGUGAAUUCAGAUAAAUAAUAUAAUUCUAAAAGGAUUACAACUUUUACAGAUUUGUCCCGCAAUAAGAAGUAUAAUCCUGCUUGCCUUAAAUGCCUAUUAUCUCGCCAACUCUGCGAAAUAUAUAUUUGGACUCUGAUGAGAUGGAGAUUAGAUUAGAACCUCAAUUUUGUGGAAAUCCAUGGAAAUUACAAAGGAAAACCUAUAGGGAUGGAGUAGAAAUAAAAAAUGACUAGGAAGAUAUACAAUUAGAAGAUAUGAUGCUAACCAAAAUGGAUUCUGAAAAGAGAUCAUAAACUAAAAACAGAAGAAAAGGAUUUAUGAGGUUGAAGGAUAUUCAAAAUUGUAAUCAUAAAUAAGUUAACAUUGAAUAAUAAGAAAUGGAAAUAGAAGAAAAUCAAACUGAAUCAUAAUCAUAAGGCAAAUAAGGUUCAGUCAAAUUCAAUCCUCUUUUUUAAGCUAAAUUUAAAUUGAUUGUCUUAACUAAAUUGAAUAAUUCUGUAUCCACAAACAAUUGA
This is a messenger RNA of Paramecium tetraurelia, 1995 nucleotides long. RefSeq lists its product as uncharacterized. Lineage: Eukaryota; Ciliophora; Oligohymenophorea; Peniculida; Parameciidae. Gene Ontology annotation, biological process: snRNA 3'-end processing. Gene Ontology annotation, cellular component: integrator complex. The transcript is spliced from 7 exons. The record is from RefSeq and is a predicted model, not a curated record.